AUGGGUUCUACAUCCGUUGAUGGCACGAACAGCCGUGCUUUGGACAUUACAGUGUUAGGGCUAAACAGCGGAACUUCUAUGGAUGGCAUUGACUGUGCCCUCUGUCGAUUCCGCCAGGAGACUCCGGAAUCUCCAAUGCACUUCGAACUACUCAAGUAUGGCGAAAUCCCACUGGAGCCCGUGAUAAAGAAGAGAGUGAUGAACAUGAUCCUACACAACAAGACCUCCCCAUCCGAACUAUCAGAAGUAAACGUCAUCCUAGGCGAGACCUUCGCAUCAGCCGUGCAUCAAUUCUGCAAAGACUACAAAGUCGACAUCAAAUCAAUCGACGUCAUUGGCUCUCACGGGCAAACAAUCUGGCUCCUCUCAAUGCCCGAACCCGGCCAGACCCGCAGUGCCCUAACAAUGGCCGAAGGCACAUUCCUCGCUUCCCGCACAGGCAUCACAUCCGUCACCGACUUCCGCGUCAGCGACCAAGCCGCAGGACGACAAGGUGCGCCCCUCAUCGCCUUCUUCGAUGCUCUGGUCCUGCAUCACCCGACCAAGCUACGAGCAUGCCAGAACAUAGGCGGUAUCGCGAACGUCUGCUUCGUCCUGCCGGACACCCACGGCGGCGUCGAUGCCUGCUAUGAUUUCGACACGGGGCCGGGCAAUGUCUUCAUUGAUGCCGUCGUCCGCCACUAUACAGACGGAAAGCGCGAGUUCGACCAGGACGGACAGAUGGGAGCCCGUGGCACCGUGGACCAGGAACUCGUCGACGAUUUCCUAUCCCAUCCUUACUUCGCGUUGGAACCGCCUAAAACGACGGGCCGUGAGGUCUUCCGCGAUACGCUUGCUCAUGACUUUAUCAUCAAGGCUGAGGCUAAGGGUCUCAGCCCGGACGAUGUCGUUGCGUCCAUUACCCGUGUUACUGCACAGGCUAUUGUCGACCACUACCGGCGCUAUGCGCCCAAGGGUCUUGAGAUUGCGGAGAUCUUCAUGUGCGGCGGUGGCGCGCAUAACCCUAACAUCACUGCUUUUAUCCAGAAGAAUUACCCCAAUACGCGCAUCAUGUUGCUCGACGAGGCGGGUAUCCCUGGUGCCGCGAAGGAGGCUAUUACGUUCGCGUGGCAGGGUAUGGAGGCUGUAGUGGGGCGCUCCAUUCCUGUGCCUACUCGUGUCGAAACACGGCGGGAAUAUGUCCUCGGGAAGGUGUCGCCUGGUGAGAACUACCGCAAUGUCUUGCGACAGGGAAUGAUGUUUGGUGCUGGGCGGGAUCAUCUUGCACCGGUUAAGGAGUUGGUCAAUUACGUUAACGGGAAGGUUUUCGAUAACAAGUGGUAG
Molecule: messenger RNA, 1323 nt
Organism: Penicillium bovifimosum
Lineage: Eukaryota; Fungi; Ascomycota; Eurotiomycetes; Eurotiales; Aspergillaceae
Product: UPF0075 domain protein
Exons: 3
Coding region: 1-1323 (440 amino acids)
Biological process (GO): peptidoglycan turnover; amino sugar metabolic process
Molecular function (GO): phosphotransferase activity, alcohol group as acceptor; ATP binding
Source: RefSeq, a predicted model, not a curated record